Exophiala oligosperma is the source of this 1116-nucleotide messenger RNA. RefSeq lists its product as uncharacterized. The coding region runs from base 1 to 1116 and encodes 371 amino acids. Gene Ontology annotation, biological process: transmembrane transport; carbohydrate transport. Gene Ontology annotation, cellular component: membrane. Gene Ontology annotation, molecular function: carbohydrate:proton symporter activity. Lineage: Eukaryota; Fungi; Ascomycota; Eurotiomycetes; Chaetothyriales; Herpotrichiellaceae. The transcript has 3 exons. The record is from RefSeq and is a predicted model, not a curated record.
AUGUUUAGUCGCAAGAGACCUAUAUACUUCUUUCUGCUCGAAAACACGGUUAUCGUGUUUCUGGAGAUGUUUGUGAACAGUAUCGGCAUGAUCUUUGCCGGACAGUAUCUGAAUGGCAUCUGCUACGGAUUCUACUUUGUCCUCGUGCCUAGCUACGCCGCCAAAGUAGUUCCUUACCAUCUGAGGAACAUUUCAAUCGGUUCCUCGAACAUGGCACUAAUUGGCGGAAAUCUCCUCGGUCAAGGAAUGACUGCGGGAACUCAGUCAAUAGAAACUGCGUGGGCUUAUCGAGCGCCUUUUGCCCUUCAAUGGUUCUGGGUCAUUGAAAUUGAUGAGAUCCUCGCCAUGCUGGAGAAGACCACCAGACUUGAAAAGGAAAAUGACAAGUCCUCGAGUUACCUGGAAUGCUUCAAAGGCAUGAAUCUUCGUCGGACAGAGAUUGCUGCCUUGCCUUAUGCGAUUCAGCAGGGGACCAGCGUUUUCUUCGGAAUGGUCACAUACUUUCUCACCUUAUCCGGUCUGAGAACCGAUCAUGCUUUUCUUAUGGGUGUGGACCUACUUUCAUCUGAGGUAGUUUCGGGCUUACAAUUGCUGUUCAUGCUGGUCGGAUUCCUGGACUUGGCACCAAACUACAACUCAAGACCCGGUAUAGGUUGGGCGCAAAGCGUUAUGAUCGUCAUAGCAUAUGGGGUCUACAUGGGUACGACAGGGCCUUCAUCCUGGGUCAUCAUGUCGGAGACUUCGACCACACGCCUGAGGACCAAGACUGUGGGUCUGGGUCAGGUACUCUGCGAUAUCCUAUAUGUUGUAGCAGCUAUCGGCUUACCACACGAGAUCAACCCCGAUGAAGCGAACUGGCGCGGUAAGACUGCUUGGUUGUAUGGGGGUUUCGCAUUCGUGGGCCUCGUGUGGGCAUAUUUCCGACUUCCGGAAACCAAGGGACGUACUUACAAGGAGUUGGAUAUUCUUUUCCAUCUAAAGGUGCCCAUGAACAAGUUCAAAACUCAGGAGGUGGAGGUUGCGAUAGGUUUGGCCCAGAAUGAGGUGGGGCCAACUGAUGUUGCAGAUAAGAUCGACAAGAGCGCAGCAGGGGACAGUGAGGAGAGAAGAGUGUAG